AUAUCUCAGAUACAUUAACACACAUGCAAAAUAUUUUAGGUAACAAAAUGUUUACUAAUUUCCUUCCUGCAUGCUAUUUUAUCACAGUUAUCAUGUUUAUUCUUGCUUCUGUUUUUAUUAUUUUUUUUAAAUAAAAUUUUUGGUUUAAUGAAACCAUCCAACAGAUUUUGUGUAUAUCCGCCUAGCCUACUUUAGAUAAGACACUGAGGACAUCAGUUCCUCUACAUCCUUUUUUUCCACUGGGCACUAAAUUGGAAAAGUAGACAGUGGUGGAGUUAUAAAUGCAUGCAAGGGGCGUUUCCCUUUGUGCAGAUGUGCUGGACUAAUGGAAGCAUUAUAAGAUCUAGGUUUAUUUAAGUAUGCCCCAGCCCAAAGUUACGCCCAUUAUAGUCAGGACUCUGCUGCAGAAGCUCAUAUGAAUCAGGCAUAAGAAGUAUAUCGAUCGGGAUUUUAACCAGCAAGUCGUGUGAUAGGUGGUUCUUUUUUAAUUAAAGACGGACGCAACGUUAAAGUGAUGAAUGCUGUAAUGUUUAGUAAUGUCAAAGCAGAUGGACUAUUAUGAAGAGACACAGAGGUCAUUAACUUUGAACAAGUUGGGUAUCGUCAGGAAAUAAAACAAUUAAUAGGAUACAUAUUUUCAAUCACCCCGUACUAUUCGCCGAGGAUCUACAGUACGCUAUAAGAAACGGAGUCCUGGCCAAUAAGAAUGUAUCCACUACACAGAGAAAGGGAACAGCCCAUUUUUAGCACCAGGGCACAUGUCUUCCAAAUCGACCCAACCACCAAGCGCAACUGGAUCCCUGCCAGCAAGCACGCCGUCACUGUGUCAUUUUUCUACGAUGCCAACAGACACGUGUAUCGCAUUAUCAGUGUUGGUGGAACAAAGGCCAUUAUCAACAGCACCAUCUCACCCAACAUGACUUUCACUAAGACAUCACAGAAAUUUGGACAAUGGGCUGAUAGUAGAGCCAACACAGUGUAUGGGCUGGGUUUCUCUACAGAACAACAGCUGCACCAAUUUGCAGAAAAGUUCAAGGAAGUAAAGGAGGCUGCACGCCUUGCUCGGGAAAAAUCUCAAGACAAGAUUGAGCUGACGAACGCUGCUCUGAACAUUGCUGCGCCACAGUUCUCUCAGGACCUGUCUGAAGACUUGCAGUCACCACCAAUGUGUAUCAACGGCCCUGGAGAGGAGAAGCUAUUUCGCAGUCAAAGUGCAGACAUUACCUUGUCAUCCGAGAAGGAACGAAUCAAAAAGAUGCUCUCUGAAGGGUCAAUCUGUGAGAUUAGUUUGGAGGCAGAGCUGUUCACCUUGCAAGACAGCAAUGCAAAGCUAGUAGCCGCACUGCAUGAGGCCAAUAACAAUGUAGAGCAGUGGAAGAAGCAGCUGGCAGCCUACCAGGAAGAAACUGAGCGGCUGCGGGACCAGCUGGCAGAUCUAGAAGCCCAUGGAAGUAGCCACGGUCCAAGUGACUUAUUAAAGGAUGAGCUCACUCAGUCACUAGAGGAACUGGAAGCUCUCCUGAAGGCAAAAGAUGAGGAAAUUCAUAUUCUGCAGAAGAAGUCAAACUACCAUGAGAUAGAGCAAGAACGAGAGGAGGCUAUCCAUAGGCUGCAGGAGAUGGAGAUGCGGAACAUAGAGCUGGAGCGGCGGGUGCAGAAUGCUGAGCAAACUCUAGCCUCCUCCCUUGAGGACAGGGACCGGACUGAAAGUGAGAUGCAAAGGGUCAUUGACAUCUUGGAUGUCAAGAUCUUUGAUUUGAAUGACUUACGGCAAAGCCUAGUAAAGCUGAUUGAUAAGUAGAUCAGGUAGAAUGCCAUCUAUUGGCCACUAUAUACAAUGCUGGUAAGCGGGGAGAGGUGGCUCGGAUCAUCCCAACCAGAAGUGAUAUUUUACCAUGAGGGAAGAGAGCCCUGACACAGCCUGUAGAAUUACACUCAUAAUUUUCGAUUCUUUUAUUUUUUUCGGUUUUGGUAUAGUUUUCACAGAAAUAUUGAUUUACUAAAGUGCUUUGCAGUAUGUUUGAAUUAGCGUUACAGUUAACAUCAGCACUGUCAGUUAUUUAUGCAUAUAAAAGCUAUAACAUCAGUGUUAAAAUUAACAAUGAUGAACAGGUACUGGGAUUCAGUUAUUUACUUAUAGUAUGAACUGUUUCAAAAAUGGGUAGUCAUAAUUUUUUAAUGAAAAUGUGUACAACCAAAAGGAAUGUUUUUAGAAUUUAAAAUGCUUUUAGAACUGUUUAAAAGCAUAGAGUGAUGUGUGAAACUCAAAUUUGCCAAUAGCGAAAGUGCCAUCAUUCUUACAGGUUUAGUGCUUUUGUUCAUUAUAUUACACUGUUUUAAUGUUCUUUAAACUAAGCUAGAAACACAUGUCCAAAUAGGUGAGCUCACAUUUCUACCUGAACUGUGUGAUUGACCUGUCAAAAUUCAGGAUAUAUUUAAUUUUUAGAUGCACAUUUUAUUAAUUCAGAGCAACAUAUAUGGUGAAAGAGGCAAAACAGCAAUACAUUCACAGUACCAACUGUUGACAGACAAUUAUUGACAGAUAUACAUCUAUAGUGUCGACAUUACUUAACAGCAUCAAUACAAUAGGUAGUGAAAAAUUGCUUAGUGAUCAUAAUGCACAUUGCAUAAUAGUUAUUUAGACACACCCAAGCAAAUGUGAAAUGAUUAAAAAAAAUUGCAAUGAAUAUGUAACUUUGACCACAUCAUUGGUAUUACAAAACAUAUUAGCAUUGAUCUUUGGACAAGUUAGCUUUGGUAACACAAUGCAAAAGCAGGACUAUUAUAUGCAAGUGAAGCUUCAGCAUGGACCUUAUUGUUUCAGUAAGCUCCCAAUAAGCAUUAUUCUGUUUUCUGCCACUACUUCCCAGAUUAGUUUUUGGAUUCAUGUGAUUAUAUGUUGUAUAAUAUAUAACAUAUUUUUUUUGUAAUGCUGUGCUUUAUGCUGAGUUAACAGCUUCAUGUGGUAAAUGUAAUAUUGAAAUGUUUAAUAGAAAUAUUGUCAUAAGGGCUCUUGGUAAAAUUGCCUUUACUCCAAAAGGUUAUUAAUACAAAGAUUAUCUUAGUGGAGUAAAAUCCAAUAAAUGUUCCAAGGAUUUGUUGAACAAACGAGGCAGAGGAUUAUUCCAGUUUGCUCACUUGCGAAUCAUUAUGUGGGGACGCGCUCAUUUUAAUCUGGGUGAGGAAACUGAUUUCUUCCCAUAAUUUGUCAGGUGUGACAAAUACAUGCUUCAUUAAUGCUGGCAUGGAUACAAAACAUUUUUUCUAAUCUAUUUAACUGGACCCUGCUGCAUUUAACCUCUGACCUCAAGACUUGGGAGGAACAUGCUUUAAAAGGCAUCAAAGAACAGUUAGCGAGUAUUCUGUUUAAUGGAACUGCCUCAGAAAGUCUGACUUUAUAAUAUAUUGCCAUUUUUGAAACUUGUUAUACUGAAAUGUUAUUUAUGCCAAAUAGGUAGGUAGAUGUAUUAUAUUGUUGGUAAAUCUUUCAUGCAGCUAUUAAUAUUUGGCUCAGUCGAAACAUUUUAGAGUAAUUUGUACACAGCAUAGGUUGUAGGUUUCAACCAUAACAAUGAUUGCUUACUCCAGUUGUAACUACAUUAAUAGCUGCAUGUGUUUUGUACUGAAGCAGCAAUAACAUGUGUAAGUGGAUCUAGUAUAUUUUGAAAGUUUUUUUUUUAAAUUUGCCUGAAAGUAUAUUUUUGAAUAUGUGAAAGCUAGCAAUAAACAAUGCAAUCAUGUUGUUACAAGAUAAAAACAUGAAUGUUUUGGAAACGGCUCUUAUACUGUUAUAAACUUCUGCUAUGGGAAAUUGAGAUAAUCGGUUUUGCACUCUUUAAAGCAAACUAGGUCUGCAUGUGUAUGUACUGUCUUGAGAUAUGUGGUUAUUAAUUAAAAAUAAUUUAAUCUUAUGACGUUUUAGUAUUCACUUCAUUCACCCCAUGAAUAUAGUGAAAACUAACUUUUCAAAAUGGCAAUUUCAGAUUCUAACUGUAGGAAUCAUUUCUGUGUGUGUAAUGAAAGUAGUUGUACACAGUGUUUUGCAAAUCAAAAUCCCCUUGUGAAAUGCUAGAGUUUAAUGUGAGGCUACAGGAACACCAGAACACCGUAUGUAUUAUAUUUAUUUUAAAGGUUUUUUUUGAUCCGUGUUACACUAA
Messenger RNA from Paramormyrops kingsleyae, 4157 nucleotides. The record is from RefSeq and is a predicted model, not a curated record. NCBI's taxonomy places the organism in Eukaryota, Metazoa, Chordata, Actinopteri, Osteoglossiformes, Mormyridae.